Molecule: messenger RNA, 3413 nt
Organism: Miniopterus natalensis
Lineage: Eukaryota; Metazoa; Chordata; Mammalia; Chiroptera; Miniopteridae
Source: RefSeq, a predicted model, not a curated record
AGAGAACUUAUGUUUGGAUGCCAGUUGCUUUUCUUCUCCACCUGUGAAUUUCCUGCAAGAAUUGCCAAGCUACCGGUCCGUUGCACGCAAGAGGACGAACAUCCCUUCUCGAGACAAGCAAAGUGGCACUUUGCUGAAGCCAGUAGACUCUUAUAGCUCUCAGCUGGAGGAGGGAAUCACUGAAAACCUCGAUGGCCAAUCCAUUCGAAAGUAUGCACUGAACAUCUCUGAGAAGCGGAGACUAAGGGACAUUCAGGAGACCCAAAUGAAGUAUUUAUCUGAGUGGGACCAGUGGAAACGGUAUAGCAGCAAGUCUUGGAAGAGGUUCCUAGAGAAAGCUCGCGAGGUGACGGCCCACCUGGAGCUGUGGCGGGAGGACAUUCGCAGCAUAGGAGGGAAAUUUGGCACUGGGAUUCAGUCCUAUUUCUCGUUCUUGCGAUUUCUGGUGUUGCUGAAUUUGGUGAUCUUUCUGAUCAUCUUUAUUCUGGUUUUGCUCCCAGUCUUGCUCACUGGAUACAAGGUGACCAACAGCAGCUUCGUGCUCAUUCCAGCCAAAGACGUAGAUAUUCAAUGCACAGUGUAUCCAAUAAGUAGUUCUGGACUCAUCUACUUUUACAGUUAUAUCAUAGACUUGCUCUCUGGCACUGGUUUCUUGGAGGAGACUUGCCUCUUUUAUGGACAUUACACCAUUGACGGGGUGAAAUUUCAGAAUUUAACCUAUGAUCUGCCUCUGGCUUAUUUGUUAAGCACGAUUGCCUACCUGGCCCUGAGCCUUCUUUGGAUAGUGAAAAGGUCCGUGGAGGGGUUCAAAAUCAACCUGAUCCGGAGUGAGGAGCACUUCCAGAGUUACUGCAACAAGAUCUUUGCCGGCUGGGACUUCUGCAUCACCAACCAAAGCAUGGCGAGCCUGAAGCACAGCAGCCUGCGGUACGAGCUCCGAGCAGAUCUGGAGGAAGAAAGGAUACGGCAGAAAAUAGCAGAAAGGACCUCUGAAGAAACCAUACGGAUUUACUCUUUGAGGCUGUUUUUGAACUGUGUUGUUCUGGCCGUUUUAGCAGCAUGCUUUUAUGCAAUCUAUAGAGCAACUAUAUUCUCUCAGGAGCACAUGAAAAAAGAAAUUGACAAGAUGGUUUUUGGAGAGAACCUCUUGAUAUUGUACCUGCCUUCUAUUGUAAUCACGCUGGCCAAUUUUAUCACCCCAGUGAUCUUUGCCAGGAUCAUCCACUAUGAGGAUUAUUCCCCAGGCUUUGAGGUCCGACUGACAAUCCUCAGGUGUGUCUUCAUGCGGCUGGCCACCAUCUGUGUGCUGGUGUUCACCCUGGGCUCCAAGAUUACAUCCUGCGAUAACAACUCCUGUGAGCUCUGUGGCUACAACCAGAAACUCUACCCGUGCUGGGAGACCCAGGUUGGUCAGGAAAUGUACAAGCUGAUGAUAUUCGACCUCAUCAUCAUCUUGGCUGUGACACUGUUUGUGGAUUUUCCUAGAAAGCUCCUGGUGACCUACUGUUCCUCUUGGAAGCUGAUACAGCUCUGGGGGCAGCAGGAAUUUGCCAUUCCUGAUAAUGUUCUGGGGAUCGUUUAUGGGCAAACCAUUUGCUGGAUCGGAGCCUUUUUCUCACCCCUUCUCCCUGCCAUUGCAACCGUGAAAUUCAUCAUCAUCUUCUAUGUGAAAGAGAUGAGUCUCCUUCAUACCUGCAGACCCUCCCCGAGGCAGUUCAGAGCAUCCAAUUCUAAUUUCUUCUUCCUGCUGGUGCUGUUGAUCGGCCUGUGUUUGGCAGUGAUACCGCUGACGAUCAGCAUGGCUCACAUCCCUUCCUCGAAAGCUUGUGGGCCGUUCACCAACUACAACACCACAUGGGAGGUGGUUCCCAAGACGGUGAGCACCUUCCCCAGCUCGCUGCAGUCCCUGGUCCACGGCAUCACGUCGGAAGCCUUUGCAGUGCCUUUUUUCAUGAUCAUCUGCCUCAUUAUGUUUUAUUUCAUUGCCCUGGCCGGAGCACACAAGCGGGUGGUCGUCCAGCUCCGGGAGCAGCUGUCCCUGGAAAGUCGUGACAAGCGGUAUCUGAUCCAGAAACUAACAGAAGCCCAGAGGGAUGUGAGGAACUGACUAGACUGCUGGUGAAGAUGCUGCUCCCAGUUUAUAAGCUGACCCAGGGACCUGCCAAGCCUGCAGAGCCCACCCGGGUUUUACGCGACAUUGAAAAAAGUCUAUUUUUCAGGAGUUCGGGGCUUUCCUGCAGGUGGCUUCCUGUGCAUAGCUGCGGUGGGCAUGUUUACGCGACCCAGAUCCUACGUGGGGCUUUGGUGACUUAGGAAAGCAGGUUCAAGACCAAGUCUUUGCCUGUUGACCAACCACUCAGUGGCUACACCGAUGAACUGACUUAAGAAGCUGUUUAAGCUUUUACACCAAAAAUGGAGGAGAGACCUUAUCUGUUUUUAAGAGCUUAUUUGUUUUGCUUUUAAAGUUAACUGUGGAGGUCAUCUGUUUGUGAGGCUGGGGUCAUUCUUUUAAACCAGGUCCUAGGGGUUUACGCCGAGAAGUGUCCCUUAAGUAGUGACCCUUUUGAAUGGUUCUGUAGACUUAAAAUGAAACCUGAUAUAUUUUAAACGAAGAGAAAGCGUUGAAGCAUGAUUUUUGGAACAGGUGGUGGGAACAUGGAGGAGAUGGCUAUGUAAUUUCAGCCAGUUGGUAGUAAUAUGAGAAAAGCUAUUCCUGCUGUUUUAACAGUUUCUGAAUGUCCUAGAUUAAGCCUUAGGAGAGGGACUGGUGCUAGAUGGCAGUGAUUUCUUAGCUCAGCCUUAUUACUCAGGGGACAGCUGCCUUUAAGGGCCUGGAUAGCCACAAGCCUUCAGUUCCCUUCCCGUCCUGAGUUCGGAGACUUGGCAGAGGGCCCUGCACCAUCAAAAUUAAGAAGCAGACAAAGUUUGUUUCUCAGUCCUCCAAGUACCAUUUCCCUUCCUGCACUGAAGUCUCUAUUUCUGAAGGAUGCUGUACAUUUCAGAGCCAGGCUGGAAAAGGCUGUUGAGUGUUUACUUGAGUUGUGGGUUUAUGUGCAUAAGUGUUUGGAGAUGUGUGUUGCAGCUCUACCUGUUAAUCAGACCAGUCUAUGCAGGCGUACCAAAUGAGACUGAAUAUUAUUUUCUUAAAUACACAUUUUCAAAUUGUUCAGGACUAUUGUUGGUUUUCUUGUGCUUAAAAAUUUAAACACAAGUGCCUUUAUGUUACAAAACAUGCAGAGUACCUCUUAAGAUUUCCAUUACAGUAAACUGUAUGCAAUAAAUACCUCAUCAUAAGCUUUCCAAAAUAGAUAGGUCUGAACUUUUUAACAUAAGCCUAAGUUAUUGUUUAAUGUGAUAAGGUUUCAUUUUUAUAUCUUCAGAUCACUUUCAAUAUACUUCAGUUUUGCAAUGUA